UUAAGUGAUCUCACAAGCCUACUGGAAAGUAAGCUUAAAAACUGCUUUUGAAGAAAAAGAGUGAGAGAGAGAUGGGUUUCACACUCUCUAUAAACUGAACAUAGUAGGUCAAGGUACUUGUUUAUCCCAUGACGAGUGGCAGUAGAAAUAUAAAAUUUAGUUUCACCACUAAUAAGGAAGUUUGUUUCUUACAAAAUGGGAAGAUCAAAUCAGAACUAAAAGCUGUUUUGUAGAUUCAUUAAGAUUCCUGCACAUCUCUUCAUUUCUUCCACACAUCUGUUCCUCUGAUCAGGAAGUAGUCUUUGCAAUAUUUUUGGUUUCUUCUGCCAAAGGACAUUGCAGGCACAAGAAGGAAGCAAUGCUGGUAAUUUUGCAAUGACCUCCUUCUGUCCCCUUGGCUAUUUGGACCCAUCGUCUAUUUAUGCAGCAUAUUUGUGGGACUGUUUAUUUUUUUUCUAGAGCCCUCAUCAAGUGCUGAAAACAGGAAUAGGGCUCUUCAGAAUAUUUUGUUUUCAUUUCAUCUUAUGGAGUAGUGAGUAAAACUGGCCACUCUCCAGUCUUGGACGCAUGGACAAUCAAGUCUUGUAUCAGGAUGAAUGCUACAUUUAUAGGUCCUUUUAAAAAAAAGAAAGAAAGAAACCUACGGUUUAAAAGUAAGAACGCAAGAGAUGCCAGGGAGGCGUUCUCAUCCACGGAGCCUUCUGCAAGGACGAGGCAAACCUUUCAUGCCAGCCAUGGACCAGCUCCUGGGAUAUUCAUUCUGUCUCCUACUGAUCCUGAUGCCUUUAAGCACCAUGGGGCAGUCUGUUCAAAUCCACACACCUUCCCAUGAGAGGUAUAAACGCCAGGGAAAAGCCCCAAAGACAGAGCUCACUAUUUCUAGCUUCUUGGUGCACUCAAUGAUUGUGUCCCGCUAUGCCUCCACCCGGGUAUGGAUGUUCCUGAGCAACCCACACACGGAGGCAAAGGAAGCUGUCUUUGAUCUGGACCUGCCCAGUUCAGCUUUUGUCUCAAACUUUACCAUAACUGUGAAUGAGAAGGUCUACGUGGCUGAAGUAAAGGAGAAGCACCAGGCCAAGAAGAUGUAUGAUGAAGCCCGCAGGCAAGGCAAGACAGCCGCUCACGUUGGCACCAAGGACCGAGAAACGGAGAAGUUCAGGGUGUCCACCAGCGUGGAGGCAGGAGGCAAGGUGGCAUUUGAGUUGACCUAUGAAGAGCUGCUGCAGCGGCACUUGGGCAAAUACCAGCAUGCCAUCAGCAUCCGGCCCCAGCAGGUGGUCAGGAACCUCAGCGUGGAGGUGAGCAUCUCCGAGCGCACAGGCAUUGACUACAUCCACGUGUUGCCUCUCCGCACGAGCCGGCUGCUGACCAACGCCCUCCGAGGUGAUGCUGAUGUUCCACCAUCCACUCGGGUGGAGAAAGGGACCCACUGUGCAUGGAUUAUCUUCACCCCAACACUCAAAGAACAGGCAGAGUUCUCCAGCUCAGGAAUCAUGGGUGAUUUCGUGGUGCAGUAUGAUGUGGCCAUGCCAGAUGUUGCAGGCGACGUACAGAUCUACAAUGGCUAUUUUGUCCACUACUUUGCCCCAAGGGGACUGCCCCCUAUUCAGAAGGAUGUGGUUUUUGUUAUUGAUGUCAGUGGCUCCAUGUAUGGCAUCAAGAUGAAACAGACCAAGAAAGCCAUGCACGUCAUACUAAGCGACCUCCACCAAGAUGACUACUUCAACAUUGUCACUUUCUCUGACACAGUGAACAUCUGGAAACCCAGCCAAUCCAUCCAAGCCACCCCUCAGAAUAUCCGGAAGGCGAAGGAGUACGUCAGCAAGAUGGAAGUCGAUGGAUGGACUGACAUCAAUGCAGCUCUGCUCGCAGCCGCUUCGGUCUUCAACCAGAGCUCCCCCAUGGCAGGAAAAGCCAUUAUGGAACAGAGAAUCCCACUUAUCAUCUUCCUGACGGACGGGGAGCCCACCUCAGGUGUGACAGCUGGCAGCCGCAUCCUGACCAAUGCUCAACAGGCUCUGAAGGGUACCAUCUCUCUCUUUGGCCUGGCCUUUGGUGAUGAUGCAGACUAUGGGCUGUUGAGGCGUCUCUCUCUAGAGAAUCGAGGUGUGGCCCGGCGUAUUUAUGAGGAUGCCGACGCCACUUUGCAGCUCAAGGGUUUCUAUGAUGAGAUUGCCAGCCCUCUGCUGUAUGAUGUGGAGUUGGCCUACCUGGAUGGGGUUGCUCAAGACCUUACCCAGAACUUCUUCCCCAACUACUUCCAGGGAUCUGAGCUUGUUGUGGCUGGGCGUGUGAAGCCAGGGGUAUCAGAGCUGCGGGUACACCCCACAGGCCAUGGCCAAGAGGGACCACUUAGCCUGGAAAAUGACAUCUCAGCCAACACCACUGAAGCAACUCCCUUUGGCUGCUCUGGGGAUGUUGCCCAGAUCAGCCGUUUUGUGCAGAGGCUCUGGGCCUACUUCACUAUUCAGGACCUGCUGCAGGCUCGUUUCCGAGCCAAUGACACAGCAGCUCGGCGCCUGCUGACUGAAAAGGCCACCAACCUUUCACUCAAGUACAACUUUGUCACCCCUGUCACUUCCCUGAUAGUGGUGAGACCUGAAGAGGACCAAGAAAAGGAGAGGAAGCCUGUGAGGGCUACCAUCCCUCCUGGGGUAACCAGAGCUCUUAAGACCACACCACCAGCGGCAACAUCUGCUUUGCCAUGGCUCUCUAAAGUGGCUAAAACGACUCCCCCGAUGGGAGCUACCAGUGCCUCCGUGGUCACAAAAAUGUCCAAGGGCAUGGUGAGGCCAGGAGCUGUGACCACUUCCCUGCUCCCCAGAACAGCAUCUGGAAGCACCAAAGCAGUCAGAAUCACAUCUCCUCUGGCUGUUACCAUGACAACUGUCAUGAGCACUAUCCACACUUCCCCAGUCCUUCCUGGCCCCAACCGCACCAAAGCAGUCAAAGUAACACCAAUCCCAGGAUCUAUCGGCAUGUCUCUGACUCCUGUUGUAACCCGCGGUUCUACUAAGACACCCAAAGCCACAACACCCCCCCGGGUAACCAGGCCACCCAUCAAACCUUCCAAACCCAGCCCCAUCAGAGCUGGGAAUCUCAAGGUCACUGUCCAGCCUCCCUCUGCUCUGGAGACGAGGGGAACGGCCAUGACCAAGGUCCUUGGAGGGAUCAUCAGCACGGUGCUCCCUGCACUUACAACAGGGCACCCAUCUGGCACUGCCAAAGUCCUUGGAGGUAACUCCAGCACCUGGGAGCAACUUGGGACAACCCCACAGCCAGCUACCGAGCACUCACCACACACCAACUGGCUUGCAGGUCCCACCAGGCUGGAGACGGGGCACAUCCCCUGGAGUAAGAUGGCUCCCAAGGGUGGGGCACUCCUGGAGGUGCCCAGUGCCAAGCCCCCCUUGCAGAAUAGCACGGUCCCUUGGGGCACAGCACCUGGCACUACACCUCUGGGGGCAGAGCUAGGGGGCACCAGCAGCAGCAUGCCAAGCACCAAAGCUGCCUCGGACAUCAGCCUCCUCCUUUUGCCUGGAGAAUCCGAAUUACGCUCUGCUGCUGACCUGGACAUGGAAUAUGUCGAGUCAUUGAAUCCACCUGCAGUGUAUAGUUUUGUUACAGCCGGGAGGCACCAAGAUAGUCUGGAUUAUGAAGACCAUCCAGACUUCCUAGAAGAACUGGGCAGUGACUCAGACCAACUGGUAGGUUCCUCCAACACAGGCCUCUUCACGUUUUCCUCCUGGGUGGAUGGAGACCCUCACUUUGUAGUAAGUUUGCCACAAUCACUGGGGAACCUCUGCUUCACCCUGGAUGGACGCUCAGGAGAUAUCCUGCGCUUGGUGAGCGACCCAACCACAGGGUUGUCAGUCAAUGGGCACCUCAUGGGUGCCCCUUCAAGGCCAGGCCACGAGGAGCGUCCCCGCACCUACUUUGAUGCCAUCACCCUGGUAGUGGAACGUCCACAGGCCCGCUACGUGGUCGACGUGACGCGCGAGAGGGUGGCGUUGCGUGGGGAGGAUGUGCUGGUGCUCCCUUUCACCCAGCGGGCUGUGAUCCACAAGCCCCAGCUGGCCAUUUCUCUGUGGCCCGAGGCCAAUGUAACCGUGUGGAUUGGUCCCGAAGUGGAGUUCCUGGUUCUGUUGCAUCGCUACAGCCACCCCACCGCCCUGCAGCGGAAUCAUCUCGGCUUUUACGUGGUGAACAGCAAGGGGCUGUCUGCUUCAGCACAUGGCUUGUUAGGUCAGUUCCCGGGUGGUGACAUCAGGCUUUCCACAGAGCUGGCUGAGGGGCAGCAAAUCACCUGGCUGUGGAGGGGCAUGCAGAAGGUGCUGGUCACGGAGGUCACCAAGGUACUGAAGGCUUCACCCCAGAGGGCACACAAGGCAGCAUGUUGGCUGGUGAAGCACAAGGAUGUGGAGGCACUGCUGGGGGCUCCCUACAGUGCCUAUCUGGCUUCCCACCUGCUGGAAAUGUGAGCUGGCUGCCCCUUCCCUUGCUCAGGAUGAUGACCCCAAACUGUUGGCCCAGGAGGCACCUGAGCUCCAGCACUGGCCCAUUGCCCCCAGCUCUGCCUUAUGUUCUGGGGAUGAGGAACAACAGGAAGGAGUCCAUGAUCUCCAAGACCUUUGCCAUGUACUCGAGGGGUGGACAGACAUUUUUAACCUCUUCCAUCACAUUUAACAUGAAUUAUCCCCUACCAUUUUUGUUGAUUUAACACAUAAUGGGUGCCAAGCUGUUAAAUUUCACAGGGGAGAAUGGGGCGGGGUGGCUGCUCUAAGAUGAAGUAGGCCUUGUCCUUGUUUGUUCAGACUUUGCCCUCCCUGGCAGCAUUAAGGCUAUGCGGUUUCUGCCCUUUCCAUGUGAGCUUCAGCAACAAAACAAAAACCCAACUAGGCUGAAGAUAGGCAGAGAUGUCUUAUAUUGCUUUUAAAUGCAGAGUGGAAAUGGGGGUUGAUUUAAGGCGGGGCCUUCCUCCAUAACGACAUCUGUGACUUAAUGAAUGAAGACGCUUGCAACUGCAGAACAUUGCCCUAAGAUUCAAAACCAGUGUUUCCCAAACUUCUGGUAGCCGAGUCAUGCCUCCCCCCCCCCCCUGAAUUAAAACAUCUCACUCUCGGGGAAGGUUGGAUGUCACGGUGCCUCAGAGUUACUCCUCUGCCAAAGAUCCUACCCCAUGUGUCUUAAUUUGAGUCACUGUUCUAAGCAGAAGGACACAAACCUGGCCAGAGCAACAACUCCUACAGCUACACAACAGGCAGUCUCUUCUGAGAGCAGGUAAUUCUGCAGUCUUCCUCAUCAGGUGUGAAGAGAUGACUUAAUCAUGCCCUAUGCAGACACACUCAGUGCAGGAUGGAGCCCUUCUAUCCGUACAAUCCGGUUGCCCAUUGAUUUUUUUUGGAAUGUUGUCAGGCUCUGCUAGUGUAGUAAAAUCAUGAUCCACACCUUGGAGACUAAAAAGCAUGGGGUAAAAAGCACACUUGUAUGCCUUGAUUUAGUGCAUCUAAAUAAUAAUUAAGGAGUGCCUUAAUAAUGGCACGCCUCACUGCUGAGCCCCCAACAGUCUGUAUGGCAUAUCAGAUACAUGGAGGGCUCAUUGUCAGAGGCUGCCCUGGCCAGAGAGCCAUAGGUAGUGCAACGCCUUACCUAAUAGGGAGGAGACUUCCUUAAAAAGGAAAAACGCACCACUUCAUCUAUAUUUUGCACGAACAGACCCAUACAGAAGCAGAUGUUUCAAGGUGGCCAUUGCUUGUAUGGCAGCAGAACUUGGAAAAUUAUGCCAUGAUUUAAGUAGAAUUAACUCUGGUCCCUACAAAGGGAUGUAUUUUUGAGUGGACCACCAGAAAUCUAAUCAGCAUGAUAGUUCACCACAAAGCUCUAAAAGCCCAGCUGAGAGGAGACAGGCAAGUCUACCCUAUCUAGUCGUGCUGGUGUCACAUGGGCCUCUUGCCUACAGUGGAAGGCCUGCUGUCUCCCAACAAUGCAAUUGUGUCAUGCAUCCCCUUUCAAUAUAUUGUGGUGCUCUGCGGUAAGGCUAUCUCCAAAUACUGCAACAGAGGGCUUCUUCCACAGGAAAAACCUGAGUCCCAGUUGUGCUCAAGAUCUGUUGUCCUACAGCAGUGACAAGGCAAGGUUCUUUUUCUCUUUGUUUGUAUUUUGCAAUGCAUACAAUAAAAUGUAAAUUGCUGUGAAAAGCAUAGCUCAAGAGCUGCAGCUGAAACCAAGCAGGUAACUGUGUUUGCUACAGGAUGUGGCCAGCCUUUUCUAUGGUUCCUUGUGCAAUUAGCUUUCUCACGGUUAAUUCUCUGCAUCUAAAAUCAGCAGAGGUGGUGGCUGAGUUUGAACCCAUAACAUCUGCUUGCCCUUUGAGGGCCAACUUGGACUACCCCAAGAGGUGAGUGUGCAAAAGGAACUUGUGGCAAGAACUGAGCCCAUAACAUGAGGAGAAUCAAGGUGGGAUAAUUCGGAGAUAGCAAAAGAGCUGUGGUCUAGAGGUUUGGACCUGGCCAAGUUGGUGAAUGGGGACACAAUCAGCCCCAUGGGGGAGGAAGAGAUGCCAGAGUUCAGAGGACUACAUUAAGUAAAGGGGAUGCACAGCCUCCCACUUCUUGACAGCAGCAAUGGCUUCUCAUAGAACCACAUGCGCUUGGGUAGAGAGUGUGACGUUGGCCACUCCAGUGGUUUUCAAAAGUGGUCUACCUUGAGGGGCUCCUUUUCUCAUACACUUGACUGUUGAAGUACACGUGUACUGAAGUACUGCUUGUUGAAGUACCCGUGUUUGUGACACCCUUGUGCUACUCAGAGGGAUUCCAGGGCAUGCACACAUUUUACAACAUGACCAGUCACGUUGGGCCUUACAGCUGCCCUGAGUGAACACCUAGCCGAGAAUACACCACACAUUGCAGGUGAAGACUUUAAAGGACUCUUCCCAUCAUUUAAAGAAACCCUGUGGUUCUGAGUGAAAAAGGCUGUGUUCUAAAUCACAUGACUGAGACCUGCAUAAAAGGUCCUGCAUUUGCAUGACCGCAGACCCCACACAAAGCCCACUUGAGGAAGGCGGCAGAAGAGAACUGGUCCCAAAGAGAAAGAGGGCAGUACCCAGUAGCCCAGCCCCAGGCUCAGCCUAGUCUGCCUCCUGGUGGCCAGGAAUGAAGAGCACCCAGAACCAGGACUACGAGCCAGCAACAAGCACAAAGCACACACAAGAGAUGUGUCCGUUGUGAGGGGUAUGUGUGUUGUUCAUUGCUUGUCCCUUUAAAAUAUACUUUACACAGAAUGGGAAAAGAUCAGGCGGCUGCUGCUGCUGCUUUGUUCAAGGAGAAACAAUGGAUAACGCAGGGAGGUGCCUAUCAUAUUUAAUAAGGGUGUUAGCACCCACCCCUUAUAAAAUAAACUUAAGUAUCCAAAACACA
This is a messenger RNA of Hemicordylus capensis (graceful crag lizard), 7415 nucleotides long. It is a transcript of the gene ITIH6, whose product is annotated as inter-alpha-trypsin inhibitor heavy chain family member 6. The record is from RefSeq and is a predicted model, not a curated record. NCBI's taxonomy places the organism in Eukaryota, Metazoa, Chordata, Lepidosauria, Squamata, Cordylidae. Gene Ontology annotation, molecular function: serine-type endopeptidase inhibitor activity. Gene Ontology annotation, biological process: hyaluronan metabolic process. The transcript is spliced from 15 exons. Bases 669 to 4481 code for a protein of 1270 amino acids.